Punctularia strigosozonata HHB-11173 SS5 is the source of this 901-nucleotide messenger RNA. RefSeq lists its product as uncharacterized. The record is from RefSeq and is a predicted model, not a curated record. Gene Ontology annotation, cellular component: ribosome; mitochondrial small ribosomal subunit. Gene Ontology annotation, biological process: translation; mitochondrial translational initiation. Lineage: Eukaryota; Fungi; Basidiomycota; Agaricomycetes; Corticiales; Punctulariaceae. The transcript has 3 exons. Gene Ontology annotation, molecular function: structural constituent of ribosome. The coding region runs from base 1 to 549 and encodes 182 amino acids.
AUGCUCUCAGCCCUCAAGAACUGCUGGCUUCGGCCUCUUGGCCUGACUCGCCGAACAGCUGAUAGCUGUAGCCAGGCGAUUCUAUGCCGACGACUGCUCUCAACCUCUGCCCCGGUUCGUCAAGACCCCCAUCCCACAUCGCCCUCUUCGCUGGCGACCGGAACCCCCGCAUCCCAUGGAGCGCCUACCCCGAACUGGACCGAGAUGUUCAGCGGCGUGGUGGACAAAAUUAACAAGAAGCAGUUAACCCCAGAAGAAAGAUGGCAGAAGAGCCACGAUCGCGACGUGCCCAUGUUACCUCCUGUAGCAGAUCCCUGGGCCGGUCGAACUAUCUUGGUUCGCGAAGGAAAACUCGAUUAUGCUUUGUCGAUGCUCCAGAAGCAGCUUUCUGCGAACAAGGUCCCUCAAACUUCGUACUACCAACGACGACACGAGCAAGCAGGCGAGAGAAGGCGAAGGUUGAAGAGGGAGAAGUGGAGACGAAUGUUCGCCCAUGAAGUGAGAGAGAAGGUAGCAUUGGUGCAGAAGAUCCGAAAGCGAGGCGGUUAGGGUCGCCUGUACGACGCGGCCUCCCUCGUUUGCUUACAUUCCGAGGUCGGGCCAGCUUGUGCUCCUGCCACGUUCGACGCGGAGUAUCCUGCAUUCGGCCAACUUUCGGCUAUUUCAUUUUACACAACUCGCUGGGGCCUUUGCGGCAUGCAAAUGGGCCUGGCUUCUUUAAUAAUGCACUAAUGGCGAACCAUCUCACCCCGUAUAUGGUGCUCUCCGUGGAUCUCCAUCAAACCCGGUCCUUUGACCUCCCUCCCAAGGACCCUACUGUCGCUUGAAACCUCAAUCCUCAUUGCGCGGAUCUAGGUCACCCUGUCUGAUGGGCGGGCUUGAAACAUUAUCUUAUGUUCGG